GGGGGCGGGGCCAGCGCGGGGACUUCCCCUGGGCUGAGCUGCGCAGCGGGGUUUUGGCCAAAUUGGGCGAGGGCACAAAAUAACCACUUACCCCUUCUCACCGAGGAAGAACGGGAGAAAGGGUAUGGCACAGUCAAAAGGCUGGGUGAGAAGAUACUUCAAGGCUUUCUGUAAAGGCUUUUUUGUAGCGGUGCCCGUGGCCGUGACUUUCCUGGAUCGGGUGGCCUGUGUGGCCAGAGUGGAGGGAGCGUCAAUGCAGCCUUCUUUGAAUCCUGGGGGGAGCCAAUCAUCUGAUGUAGUGCUUUUGAACCACUGGAAAGUGAGGAAUUUUGAAGUACAACGUGGUGACAUUGUGUCAUUGGUGUUGUGAUACUUGUUCCAGACUUUUGUCUUUGCAAGACUGUGAUGUGAUCCCAGAGGACCAGUGUCACUUCCUCAACUGAGGCCACGCAGCAGAGAAUGCUUGAGGUAUCUUUAUAUCUAUGAAUAUCGUGAUAUUUUCCCCUUGAAAGUAAGUUUUACCUUAAUGUUUUUUUUUUCCCAAAGUCCUAUUGAAAUAAUUACUUUCAUUAUGUUCUAGUUACUGUAAUUUUUUUGAUAAGGAUGGAGGCACUGCUUAUUCACAUUUGCAGAUUGCUGUUCAUCCUUUUGUUUCUCUUUCUUUUUAAUAUGGUCCCUGGCUGGGAAAUAAAAUCCUACGUGUAAACAGGACAUAUGCGAAUUUUCUUGCAUGGUAGCUGCAGGAGUCUUCAAAAAAAAAACAAAACAACAACAACCAAUAUUUAAUUCACAUAUGAGAUUCCUCUUUAGAGUACAUGCUGCCUAUGAUUAGAGACUACAUAAAUUAUUACCUUAUAAAUAAGUUUAAUACUUUAUUUUCCAGGAUACCUUCUUGCUUUUCGUCUUUUUAAAGUAGAGAAGCAUACAUUUGUUUUUCCUCUGACUCAGCUACUUUUAAAGAAUAUUCUGGCAAAACCCCACUGGUAAAGAGAUUGUAUUUGCUCCUGAAAAUGUCCAACUCUUGUUUAAUUUUCUAGUGCCUGCUUAAUUAGUGUUGCAUUUGGAAGAUUAUGUAUUCGAUAUAGAGCUCCGCAGAACAUCUACUACCUAGUAGGCAUUCAGUGAUUGUUAAUGAAUAGGAUUAACAGUUGUUUGGAUAUCACUGCUAUGUACCAGCACUGAGGACAAUCCUGUCUUCAUGUAGCUUUCAGUUUUGUGUUGAGUUAUAUAAAUACUAAGAAUGAUUUGAGAUUUGUUAUCAUAAUAUCUCAAUUAUUGGAUGUUAUGAAAACUCUAAAAUUUGCUGAAUCCUCGUGUUUGUAUGUGUGUUUGCAUGUGUAUGUGUGUAUAAUGGUAUGCUAACCUUUGCCCUCUGUCUUUGUCUCUCUUCUUUCUCAUGACUCAGUCUUAUCAUAUACACCUGUCAUUUAUAGUUCUGAUAGUUCAGGACAAAGAGUGAAGUCUGUAAGUUGUUUCUUGAAUCAAUUAUGGUCCAAAUAGUUUUGCCUUUGGACUGUACUUUUCCUCCUUUAUGACCCGUAGUGAACAGAAUUUGUUUGCUCAUGGCUGACUCUCAUCAUUGAUCAGUUUAUAGCCCCUCUUUUAGUUUAGUUUAUUACUUAUUUUCCUCCUGUUUCCAUUCCUCUCUCUUCAUUAAGUAUUGAUUUAAUGGAUAUCCCUACAAUUUGCUCUCCAUCAGCUUAUUGAGAUAUAUGUGUAUCCUUCAAAAAGGAUUAUUCGGUUUUAUUUUUUGUAUUGUUUAACCUCAUAUAGCAUUUUUCGCAUCCCAGAUACGGUUUUAAGCUUUGGUCAACAUUAAUUCAUUUAAUCCUCACAGCAACCCUGUGAGGUAGGUACUGUUAUCCCUGUUGGCACAAAAAGGUUGAAUAAUUUACUUAAUGGUACAUAACUCAUAGGUGUGGAGCCUGGAUUUCAACAUGGACCCUUUAGCUCUAGAGUCUACACCUUUAACUAUGAUUAGCUGCCUCUCCAUGAAUACCAAGUAUUGUGCUAUAAAUCCUAUUUGGUUCUUUCCCUUUUGUUCAUGUUGCCACGUGUACAUCAAGUUCAUGACCUCUAAUUGCUACCUGAUACUCUGUUGUGAUACCACAUUUUACAAACAUCAACUUUACUGAGGUAUAAUAUACACACAAUAAAAUAAACUUGUGUUAAAUAUAUAAUUUCCUGGGUUUUGGCAAAGGUAUCCAUACCUGUAACUAACAACACAAUCAAUAUAUAGAACAUUUCCUUCCCCUUGAGAUACACGUUGGAGUCCCGUGCCACCUCAGUCCUACCCCCGGCCCAAGAAACCAUUGAUCUUUCUGUCACAAUGGGUUAGGGAGUUUUUUUGUUUGUUUGUUUUUGUUUUUUUUUACUAGAUUUUGCGUAAGUGGAAUCAAAUAGUAUGUGCUCUUUAAGCUGGCUUCUUUUGCUCAGCGUGUUUUUGAGAUACAUUUAUGCUAUUGCUUGAAUUAGUAGUUCAUUUGUCUUUAUUACUGUGCAAUUUUCCAUUGAAUGGAUGUACCACAAUUUGUUUAUCCAUUCAUCUGUUGAUGGACAUUUGGAUUGUUUCUAGUUUUUGGCUAUGGUGAAUAAAGCUGGAAAGAAUAUUUGUACACAAGGCUUUAUAUGUUUUCUUUUUUUGGGGGAAAAUGCCUAGGAAUGGACUUUCUGGGUCUUAUGAUAAAUGUAUGUUUAACUGAUAAAAAAAACUUACAAAACGUU
This is a messenger RNA of Leopardus geoffroyi (Geoffroy's cat), 2724 nucleotides long. It is a transcript of the gene IMMP2L, whose product is annotated as inner mitochondrial membrane peptidase subunit 2. Gene Ontology annotation, molecular function: serine-type endopeptidase activity. Gene Ontology annotation, biological process: mitochondrial respiratory chain complex assembly. The record is from RefSeq and is a predicted model, not a curated record. The transcript has 5 exons. The coding region runs from base 125 to 370 and encodes 81 amino acids. Gene Ontology annotation, cellular component: mitochondrial inner membrane peptidase complex; membrane. NCBI's taxonomy places the organism in Eukaryota, Metazoa, Chordata, Mammalia, Carnivora, Felidae.